This is a messenger RNA of Haliotis rufescens (red abalone), 1908 nucleotides long. Its product is annotated as blastula protease 10-like. The record is from RefSeq and is a predicted model, not a curated record. NCBI's taxonomy places the organism in Eukaryota, Metazoa, Mollusca, Gastropoda, Lepetellida, Haliotidae. Gene Ontology annotation, biological process: proteolysis. The transcript has 12 exons. The coding region runs from base 205 to 1749 and encodes 514 amino acids. Gene Ontology annotation, molecular function: metalloendopeptidase activity; zinc ion binding.
UCAAUCUGCCUGUCACCUAGCAUAAGACGUCAGUCAAUCUAUCAUUACAUAAAUAAGACGCCUCUUUCACUUCUCCCGUUAUCGCGUCCUAGUUUCCUGGAUGUUGAACGUUCAGGGGUAUAAGUCACUGUUGGUUCGAACUGUGGGCCUUUUUGAAGAGAGUAGCAAGGUCUCUGAAGAUCUGUGGCGUUUAGGUGCGCCGGUAUGGUUUUUACACGAUGUUCUCAUUUGGUGCUCCAGCUGUGUUGCCUGGGAGCCUUGGUGUCUGCGAUGUUACAAAACCACGAUACACUGACAGUUCCAACUUCAAUCGGCACACUUGAAAUAUCUCCGCAAGGUGUGAAAUUCGACAAAGCAAACAGUUCAAUCUCAGUUGUCAUUCCGGCUUCCACACCCCGAGAACCCGCCUACUACGUCCAAAGAGAUGGUAACGUGAUGAUGACGCCCGGGUCAGAAGGUAUCAGCCUCUCUGCCCCUAUACCGGGAGGCCAGGCCCAAGACAGGAUCAUCGAGACCAAUGCACUCUUGCAGAACAUGCCCGCGGGUGUACGUCUAGGGGAGAUAAGUCCAGGCAUGACGGACGCCGAGUAUCAGAAUGUUUACCCCCACAACCCUGUAGUUUCAGAGUCUCCCAAGGUAUUCAACAGUCCCAGGCCAGAAUUGUCGGUGGACCAGAUCAUCAAGAGCAACAGCAGAACUCCACACCAGCUACACUACGCCUCCGACUCCGGUGACAUCCUAAUGGAACUUGAUAUGAGAAUGACGUAUGCCCAAUACAUGCACUACUACGAGAACCGAAGGAUAGUUCCCCGUGAAAACAAUGGACGUGGUAGACGAGUGAAGAGGAAAGCCCUGAGAUCACACUUCACCUACUGGCCGAACGGAGUGAUCCCUUUCACCGUCGAUGGUUCAUUCAGCCAAGCAGAGAGUCGCCUCUUGGAUGCUUCCCUCCAGGCAUGGAUGGAAGACACAUGCGUCCAGUUUAUACGUGCCCGUCCUACUGACAAAGAUGUUCUCCGUAUCCAGAACGGCAAGGGAUGCAACUCUUUUGUUGGUCGAAUUGGAGGUCAGCAGAAUCUGAACCUGGAGGCAGGCUGUCGCGUGAAACACGUGAUGACCCACGAGCUAGGUCACGUGAUCGGCCUCAUCCACGAGCACCAGCGUCCAGACAGGGAUGAUUACAUCAUCGUUGCGGCCGAAAACGUGGGCGUCGGGCGCAUGAAGAACUACCGGAAGUUUGACAGCAGCCGCAUCAACCUGUUUGGGGUUGACUAUGACUACAACUCCAUCAUGCAUUACGGGAGAACUGCAUUUUCGAAAGAUGAUGUCUCCACCACAAUGAUAACGAGAAACCCGUCAUUCCAAGACAUCAUUGGAACCAGCUCGAAGGUGUCAUUUAAAGAUGCUAAGGUUGUCAACUCCAUGUACAAGUGUGACAGCAAUUGUAGGCGAAAGCCAAGCUGUGGAGAAGGAUAUGUCAACAAGUAUUGUCGCUGUGUGUGCCCUGGAGGCACGCAGCGAUGUGCCCAGAGAAGAUGGCGGACAGUCACAUCAGUACCUCGAACCACUAGACCGGCUCCCAGAAUAAGGAUGUCUGGAUUCAACAGCAGGCCGUGGCGUGGCUCAUUCAUGAUGCCUUAUGAACCCAGGCCAUACCCGCCAAUCGACCCCGGAUUUGGGCAAUAUUAUCCAAGUGCGCCCUAUUUCAAUUCUCAAUUCAAUGGUCCCUACUAUCCGCCGUUUAAAUGAAAAUAACGAAAGAGGUGGGCCCCUGUAUCACCAGCUUGUGGACAAAAUCUGCAGUUCGGCUUGAGGUGUUUGGUGGUUUUUGUUUAUAAUGUGCAAUGUAUUAAUUCAUGUGCAAAAACUGAAAACAGAAAUAAUGAAUAAAAUGCUUAUUUAGUCUUA